AUGAAGUUCACCUCUGCCGCCCUCGUCGCCUUCGCGGCCCUGGCCAGUGCCCAGACCCUCGCCGAUAUCCCCACUUGCGCCAAGACAUGCCUCGACGAUUCCAUUAAGAAGCUCACCUCGUGCACCACCACCGACGUCCCCUGCAUUUGCAAGGACGUCGAGAAGAUCCAGGGCGACGCCACCGGCUGCGUUCUUAAGGCGUGCGGCCCCGACGUUGCGCUGAACAAGGUCCUCCCCGCCGCGCAGGCCCUCUGCAAGAACGCCGGCAGCGGCUCGUCCGCCCCGGCUUCGUCUGCCGCCGCCACCACCUCGGCUCCGGCCUCGUCCGCCCCGGCCUCGUCCGCCGCGACCUCUUCUGCCCCUGCCUCGUCUGCUCCCACCGAGACCGGCAGCGCUUCGGCCACCGGCUCUGCUCCUGCCACCACCCUGGUGCCCACCAGCCCCAGCACGACCAACGGCACCAGCCCCAGCACCUCCACGCCUGUCACCGCCGGUGCCGCUGGCUUCGCCCCCGUUGGCGGUCUCGCCAUGCUGGCUCUCGGUGCCCUUGCUCUGUAA
This is a messenger RNA of Purpureocillium lilacinum, 558 nucleotides long. RefSeq lists its product as uncharacterized. Lineage: Eukaryota; Fungi; Ascomycota; Sordariomycetes; Hypocreales; Ophiocordycipitaceae. The record is from RefSeq and is a predicted model, not a curated record.